Messenger RNA from Suillus subalutaceus, 1575 nucleotides. RefSeq lists its product as uncharacterized. NCBI's taxonomy places the organism in Eukaryota, Fungi, Basidiomycota, Agaricomycetes, Boletales, Suillaceae. The coding region runs from base 254 to 1474 and encodes 406 amino acids. The record is from RefSeq and is a predicted model, not a curated record. The transcript is spliced from 8 exons.
GAGGCCAUGUGAGCGGAAGUUCGCGGCCCGUUACCUCUAGUGUUCCCAAGUCGCUGUCAAGAAUGUCUUUAACUUAGGACAGCUUCUCCGUAACCGAAUGACUGUCUUGAUCGGCUAUCCGUGAAACACCGACAAAUCCGCGAUCGUGUUCUGUUGAACAAUAAAAGCUCUGUAUACAACGAGGCUGACAGUGGAGUGCGACCACCGACUGUCUCUGAAACCUGGAAAUAGGGGAAAUACAUCUUAAUCAAAGAUGACAGCAUUAACAACGGGUGCAAUUCUGACUGUCACCCUGACUCUUGUGUCGUGCGCGAAAGCCUCGGCGAGCGAUUCUAACCUUACCGUGCCUCCUGGAGCAGUGUACAUUAAUCCUCUAAUGUACGAUGUUGUGGGAGCCGACUACACAGAAUGGCGCAACUUAUCCACUGUUGGCUUUAACCCCACCAACACCACACCUCCAUUCAUUCAGGUCUUUGACCCUUCGUUCCUCAAUAUCACCGGACCAUCCGCUACCAUUCGCUCAAUUGUUUCGAAUCCCGGCUUUGCUUUUGCUCACGAAGCACCCAUUUACGUCCCAGACCUCAACGCAGUCUUCUUUUCAAGCAACGAUGGUGGUCCACUCGGGUACAACGGCUGGUACAACAACAGCGUUGUUAGCAUGCUCAAUAUGACAGAAGUCGACAUGGCGCUGGCUUCUACAACGGGAGAUGUUAAUAUACAAAUUCAAACGCUCAACCUUCCGGACACUGUCCAAAUGGUAAACGGGGGGACAGGUCCGUACAAGGGAGAUCUUUUGUUCGUCACUUCCGGUCGCGCUUUGCUUCCUCCUUCUAUUGUGCGCGUCAAUCCCAGCCCUCCCUACAAUGCCACUGUUCUUCUGGACAACUUCUUGGGCAGACAGUUUAACUCGCUCAAUGAUGUCAAAAAUCUCCCUGGCACGGACAUCAUGUUUUUCACUGAUCCAACCUAUGGGUGGCUUGACAGCUUCCGUCCUGAACCAAUGCUACCAUCGCAAGUAUACCGCUUUGAUCCAUCCACUGGGCAGGUCAGAGUUGUCGCCGACCAGUUUGUGCUUCCGAAUGGUAUCGCAUUCACCUCCGACGGCAAAAGUGCAUUCGUCACCGACACUGGUUCUUUUGAAGGCAAUUUCGGAACGAAUCAGACCCUCCCGGCCACGAUCUACAAGUUCGACGUUGAUCCACAGACGCAGGCGUUCACAAACCGCAGAGUGUUCGCCUACUCUGAUUCCGGUAUUCCCGAUGGCAUUCAGCUUGAUGCCACGGGAAACGUUUUUUCAGGUUGUGGCGAGGGUAUCCACGUUUGGAAUGCUGAAGGGACGCUCAUUGGGAAGUUCUAUCUUAACAGCACCGCAGCUGAGAUGAUCUUCACGAAGUCUGGUCUCGUUAUUUUAGACGCGGAGACGAUAUAUCUGGCAAAUAUCCAAGCUCAGGGAUUGGAUCUUGCCACAUUGUAGAAUCGCUGCGUAACCGCCCUAACGUGUUACAUACAACUAUCUGUAUAGCAUAGCACAUGUUCAGUGUGAGAGAAGUUAACAGUGCGCUCUGCAUAUGAUGC